Messenger RNA from Solanum pennellii, 2058 nucleotides. RefSeq names its product putative transcription factor bHLH041. The coding region runs from base 290 to 1837 and encodes 515 amino acids. NCBI's taxonomy places the organism in Eukaryota, Viridiplantae, Streptophyta, Magnoliopsida, Solanales, Solanaceae. The record is from RefSeq and is a predicted model, not a curated record. Gene Ontology annotation, molecular function: protein dimerization activity. The transcript is spliced from 8 exons.
UCCUUUUAUCACACUUGUGCAAUCCUCCCAACCCUUGUAUAUACUACUACUGCAACUACUUUUCAAAUUGUUCACCCACAAUUAAUUAAAAAGUACUACCACCAAACAUGAAUGGUAGACAAAAGGUGUCAAAAUGAAGCUUUUUUAGCUCUUUCUUGAAACACAUAAAUAUGUUUCAAUUCUCCAUACAUGCAAAAGCUUAAGAGCUAGAAAUAUGAAAACCAAACAAACAUUCAUGUAAAGAUUAAGCAUAUAUAGAAACUUUGUAUUCUUUUGUUGGAGUUGAUCCAUGGACUCCAUUUUCUUUCUUGAAGAAGGAGACCGCGCCGUCUUUCUAUUAAAGAUAAUGGAGUCAUUUGGUUGCACUUACAUAUGCCUUUGGCAAUACUUUCAACCUUCCAACACUUUCAUGUCCUUGGGUGGAAUCUACAAUGGAGAAAAUGUCGUUGCCCAGAGAUUAUUUGAAGAAUAUAAGCAUUCAUGGCUUAUCAUGGAUAACGGCCGCAUUCCAGGACUGGCCUUCAAGAACAAUGUUCCUUAUAUGGAACUGAAGUUUGCUGAUCUUCAAUCUCAUGCAUCCAAUCCAGUUCAGCUUCAAUUCUAUUACGAAGCUGGAAUAAAGACAACUAUAUGUAUGGGAUGCAGCAUAGGAGAAAUUGAAUUUGGAAUGACUUCUAGCCCUCAAGUAAAUUUGGAAAUGGGGAUGAAAAACUUAUUUCCGGAAUACUUCUCAACAAGAUCAGUACUUGCUCGUCCUCAGACAUUGCUGACAAAUAUUGAUCAAAACAGACCAUCGCCAUCUUCAUCAUUCUCUCUCGAUAGCCCAGGAGAAUACUCAUCGCUUCUAUUCAAUGUUGCAACUACAUCUUACGUACCAGAUGCCUUUCCAGAGCAGACCAUAAGACCAGUUUCUACCACCGCGAUGCCAUUCCAUCAACAACAACCUAUUCAGACACUAACUCAACUCAGAGGCAUUCAAUUCCCCGGGGUAGAAACUGAUGAUGCUGCAUUGACAAGAGCGUAUCUUGCUGUUAUGACUUCACCUUCUUCUUCAUCUUCAUCUCAUCAAUCGCGAGAAAAUAUUGAUGUACCAAUAACGGAUUAUCAUUAUCAAAAGUCCACUGCAUUCAGAAGGUUUGGACCAGGUUUAGGUCGUCCUAGUAAUGUGCAAAUAGGCACAUCCAGAACAAUUCGUCGAGAAAACAUAUUGAGAAGAUCAAUUAUAUUCUUCAGGAAUUUAGAUAUGAUGAGAAGGAAAGAACAAAUCCAGGCGAAUCAGCGUGCCCCUACUAGCACUCAAGUUCAUCAUAUGAUUUCAGAAAGAAAAAGACGUGAAAAGCUUAACGAUAGCUUUCAACUACUUAGAUCUUUACUCCCACCUGGUACAAAGAAGGACAAAGCAUCUGUUCUUGCUAGUACAACAGAAUACAUAACUUGUUUGAAAGGUCAAGUGGAAGAACUUAGCAAAAAGAAUGAAAUAAUGCUGAAUGCACAGGCGUUAGAUAAAUCACGGAUGAUGAAAUCGAAUGAAGUUGGUGAUGGAAAUGAUGAAAGGGUAGUUGUUGAAAUUAUAAAAAAUGUAAGUAGUGAAUCAGAAUCAAGAACAGUGGAAUUGCAAGUUUCAGUAAGAUCAGGAGAAUGCAACGUGUUGGAUUUGGCCACUCGUUUGCUCGAGUUCUUGAAAACUCAAGACAAUUUAAGCUUAGAGUCAGUAGCAGCAAACACCAGGCCAUCCAUGGUUACUCACGUAACUUUGACAAUUACAAUUCAGGGUAGUGAAUGGGACGAGUCUGGUUUCGAGGAAGCAGUGAAAAGGGUUGUUGAUGACUUGACAUAGAGGAACUUGUCAAAGUUGGUAGGCCCAUCAAAUUUUGACUGGCGGCGCCUCGUAUUACGACUAUUUCCCCCUAUUAUACUUUACUUAAAUUAUAGUGUCAUAGAGAUCAUCAAUUGAUAUCCUAGAAUUACAAUUUUGUUGCUAGUUUUACUUCCUACUAGUGUGUAUUCAUGUUUUAUUUCAUUUACUAAUGUUUAAUAUCUAAUCAUUUUAGUUUAAAA